Messenger RNA from Colletotrichum tamarilloi, 3531 nucleotides. RefSeq lists its product as uncharacterized. The record is from RefSeq and is a predicted model, not a curated record. Gene Ontology annotation, cellular component: nucleus. The transcript has a single exon. Gene Ontology annotation, molecular function: protein heterodimerization activity; histone binding. NCBI's taxonomy places the organism in Eukaryota, Fungi, Ascomycota, Sordariomycetes, Glomerellales, Glomerellaceae. The coding region runs from base 1 to 3531 and encodes 1176 amino acids.
AUGCCGAGUUCAUCAAGUGACGCUUAUUCGGAUCUCAUCAUCGCCGUUUCGUUCUCCAUAAUCAUUAAUGUCCAAGCCACCGCCUUCUCCAAGCGGCAUGAGUUCGGGGUUCUAAGGCUUCUGACCGGCAACAUGGAACCGCCCACAAAGAGGCCAAGGCUCGAUCAAAAGCCAAAAGAAGACGAAGAUGACGAGCUCAACUAUGAGCCCGAGGAGGUGUCUCAGAUGCGGGAUCCCGGCUUUCGCUUCGAACAAUCCCGUGCAUUUGCCGCCUUCAAACUGAAAUCGACCUUUGAGCACAUCUUUCAAAAGUAUGAAAAGGACUUCACAGGUAUCGGUGAUGAAAUCGACCUCAGGACCGGCAAGAUCAUUACAGAUAAUGGUCACUUGGCCGGCAUGAGAUAUGAGAGAGACACCGGAAUCCCAGAGGAUGACGAUGACGAAGACGAGGACGAGGGUGUACUCUUGGAGGAAGCAUUUGCAUCUGACGACGAUGAGGAGGAUGGUGGCUUAGGCGAAGAUGAUGGGGGCGAGGAUGGGAGCCCAGAUGCGUCAGACAACGAAGACGAUGAAGCAUCUCACCCAGGGGCCCUCAUAAGCAAGCAAAAGGGCGAACUACGGCAGCACCCAACCCGGCCGAGUGUCUCGCCAGGCGUAUCAACACCAGGAUCUGAUCAACGACUGUCCAGCUUUGCUCAACCGCGCCAGCCAGGACCCAGCACCUCGAAUCCGUCCUCAGAUGUUUGGGGACAUGAACCAGAACCUGUCGAUCCAACUUGGAGGGUCCCCGAGAUCAGCAAGCCCAAACUUGGCGACGACUUGAUGACAAAACUUUAUGGUGCCAGAUACCGCUUCCCCACCAGUCGAGGAUUCAAGUCUGUGUGGUCUUCGCGGCGCGAUACCGAUGAGGAGAAAGCAUUACCUGAGCCUGCUCAGAUCGACAUGAAGCAGCUCAUCCGCGCGAGGAACGAAGUCCCUAGGAUGGCGAGACCAAUGUCAACAAAGUUAUUACAGGCAUUCACCGACCAAGACGACGAUAACGAAGACGAUCUUCUUGGAGUUGCCGUUGUAGAUAAGGGGCUUAGGGCUGCGAAAAAGACAUCGGAUAAUACGGAUACCACCUUGGAGGAGGCAGUAGGCACCACUGUCAAAAACGAUGCACGAGAGCUUGAACCACCUACCGAAGCCAAACCAUCAAGUUCGAAACCCGCCAUAUCAAAAACCCUCUCGAGAGAGAUUGGCUGGCUCAAUCAGAAUAAAACUUCUGUGAAAGAAGGCCCAAGACCGAGAAGACAACUCAUCCCAGCCAAAGUUAUCAAACCAGGAGGAGUUUCUCAAGAGGCAGAAGCUACCAAGCCGAGUCAACCAACCGAAAAAGAAGCUCAAGACCAAUCGUUAGGAUUACCAACUGAAGUUGGAGUUGAAGCUGGAGCUGAAGCCGGAGUUGAGGUUGAGGGUGACCAGAACUCGACUAGUUUUGUGACCGAAAAGGAGUCGCAGGACAGGCCAAAGCACCGAUUCGUGAUCGAGUUGUUCUCCAAGAUUCCCUCCCCAGAGGAGAUCACAUUAGUCGAAGAUCCCGAGGAUAUGGAUAUCUUUGAGUCGGAUCACCAACAUGAGGCCCUGGCGCCCCAGCUUGCUAACCUGACCGUCUCCGAAACCACUUCGACAGCUCUUGUGACAGUGGGCGAUCCUGCGGCUGGCUCGGUCGAGACGGCUGUGCCUGUCAAAGCACCAACUGCGAACCCCGCUGAGCCGCCGAAGGAAACAUUCGUCAGGCAUAGAAUUGACUCCUCAUACGACUUCUCUGAUGACGAGGAAGGUAUUCCCACAACUCGCAUUAGAAAGCUUCGCAGCGGAAAGGAGAUGGAUACUAUUUCGGGUGCGGUUGAAGUGGCAGACCAUGCAAUAGAGGCCACGUCCGGGCCUUUGGAGAAGUUAUCGACAUUAGACGACCACCGGCCAUCUCGUGUGGAGUCCAAUGACGGACCGUUCACGACCAGCAAGAUGGCUUCGAUAGAACCUAGUGACAUCGACAUCGGAAUCUCUGAGCAGCAGGUCGAUGCGCUCGCAGAACUUAGCGAGGAACAGGGAAGUCUUCAAAUCGAAGAAGUUAGCGAGAGGCCCAUUGGGUCUGACAUGAACUUCACGAUCUUAUCAGCGGAAGUUCUCCCUGAAAUCAGUCCGAUAGAGGGACAUUCCUCCACAGAACCAACGAAUCCGGCUGGUGCAGAGGCUCCGUCGCAAAAUGAGGUCUUGGCGGCGCAGGAGCCUAAGAUUCAGGAGAGCUUAAAGCAGAAUCUCCAUACACCCGCCAACCAUAAUGUGCUUGGAGAAAUGAUCUUGGAGGAGGCUCAGGAGAUACAGGAGCAGAUUCAUGACGAUUUCCAGAAACAAUUUCAUGAAGAGAUCCAGGAGGAUAUCCAGGAGGAGAUCCAGAAAGAGAUUCAGGAAAACAUCAACGAGGAGAUCCAGGAGGGUACCGAUGAGCAAGUCCAAGAACAGGUCCAGGAGCAGGUCCAAGAGGAAGCUCAGGAUGGGACUCGGCAAGGCACUCAAAGUGAGCCCGAGGAACUCCAACAAAUGGGAGAAACACAGCAAGACGAUGACGAGGAAGUCAUCGAGCCCUUCACAAUCCCCCUCGGCCUCGACGACAUCGACGAAACAAGCGCGCCCGAAGCCGAACCCGAAUCCGAAGCAAUGGAGAUUGAGCUUCCCAUUCUCCCACCACAAUCAAGAGGAAGCCUCCUCGGGCCGCCUCUUCGAAGAGGUCGUCCGUCAUCACCGACAAAGUCCUCGGGAGCCGUCGACAAAACAGCCACAUCGCCCUUCAAACACAUGCGUCUCCAAUCCAGCAGUCCUCUAAAGAAGUACUCCGUUAGCAAAUCGUCAGCCAAGACUAGAAAGGCCGCCAGGCCCCGCGCGUCCGCCAGCUCAGAGCGUCGAACAAAGCCGAGAAGCCACAAGUCUGCAUCAUCAACACUCGCAAAGUCGGAAUCCCUUACACCCCCACCCUUCUCUGACCCCUCGCCAAAUUUCACACAGAACCAAAAGGUCGUCCCCAGCACACCAUCCUCAUCGUCGAGACACCACCAACCCCGAACCACGCGCGACUCGGCCUCCAGAAACUCCUUCAUCUCCCUCCUCUCCGACGACGAAGACGAACUCACCCUAGACCUCUUCAAAACCCACACAGCGGCCUCGGGCGGCGGCUCAUCGGCCGAACGUAGACGCACAUCCUACACCUCGGACCUCCUUGCCGGACCGCACACCAAGAUCACGACGCCCAUGAAGCAGAGAAGCCCGCUCGUUCGCGGGAGCGGGAAUACGGGUGCAGCAGGUGCGACCACUACAGGCACAGAGACUGCCAGAGGCAAGAAGCGUAAGGCGGCGUGGGCGUUUGCCACGCCCACGCGAGUUCACUUUGGCAGCCCGUCAGGCUCACUUGUCCAAACGCCCGGCGGGAAUAUGAGGCGCUGUGGUGAGGAUGGAUUUCGAUGCGACAGAGACUUCUGCUUCACUUGCCUGUAG